GUUCUGUUGGCUUUAUUGCGCAAAUGUACAUUGUUGAAAGCGAAGCGGGACCGAGUUAGGGAAGGUUGCUGCUUGGCGUAGUAUGGCUAUGAGGAGAGUCAAGACAAGAGGAGGUCGCCGAGGUGGCUUCUCUGGUGAUUCAUCAUUUCCUGGAACUGUGAAUCCUAAUGUCUUAGCACUGCAUCGAAGUCGCCUCAUGGAUAUUUUCCCAGACAUUAAUUAUCAGUCUGCUCACAUAUUGCUUGAUCUUUGUGAAGCAAAUGUGGUAAGAGCUAUUGACAAUGUUUUAUAUGCCCAAGAGUUACGCAAAAAUGUACUUUCUGUAUUCGGUGAGUCAAGAAAAUUGGCCUUUGCUAAUUUAUCCGAUGAGCAACGCAACGAGUCAACAUCCCAGAAACCAACUGAAAUCCCAUUGAUUCCUAGCACAUCUUCUGGAGAACACAUUAUGACACAAAAUGAAUCUUUACAACAGCAAGAAUGUCAGUCUGAAUCACAAGCUUCCCAAUUCAUCGAAGAUGUUUCCAUCAAUGAGGAACUGAUGAAUGCUGUGCACUACAUUACUGAACAUGUAGAAUCUUCACCAAAUGAUCCAAGUAGCACCUCACAGCAGUUGCAAAAUGAAAUAAUUAAUUGUGAACUCUUUUACGAGGGCAACACCACUCCAAGUGUUGCUCAAGAAAAUAAAGAGCAUAUGAAGUGUGAAGUAUAUUCAGACUACACACAUGCUCAUUCAAUUACAGAACAACAGUCACAACAGACUAUUGUUCAGAGUCAGAAGGUGAACCAACGAGCAGGAAAAGUUAAGAUUGGUCAGACAACCUACGUGGUGAAAAAGCUUCCCAAAGAUGUGCCAUUGCCAGCCUUACCUUCCAUUGCCAAGAAUCGAGAAAUACUUGAGAAACUAGUAAAUCAGCCCAUGCAAAAAUUCAAACAAUUAGAGUGAUGUUUUGUGGUUUAUGCCAGAUUCCUUAAAGCAAGAACAGAUCAUCCUCAUAUAUUUUCUGUGACAC
Schistocerca cancellata (South American locust) is the source of this 1010-nucleotide messenger RNA. RefSeq lists its product as uncharacterized. NCBI's taxonomy places the organism in Eukaryota, Metazoa, Arthropoda, Insecta, Orthoptera, Acrididae. The record is from RefSeq and is a predicted model, not a curated record. The transcript has 3 exons. The coding region runs from base 83 to 943 and encodes 286 amino acids.